GCUCAACCGGGAGAGUAAUUCUCUGUAUUCAGAAAGUAGGACAUUAUCCAGUGUUCCAUUGAAGCCCUUCCCAUCAGAAAGAGCAAUAAUUACGCAAUCGCCUGGAGAUUCAACACACACAAACCCUUACCCAGCUUCCGACACCCGCCACCCCCAUUACUCGAGUACUGACACCCUAUCAUGACCCCUUGUUGCUGACGGGACAUUACUCGUACAGUACCCGAGCACAAGUUACCCGUCACCCGUCGCGAGCAACACUGCUCAGUGGUGAAGGCGUAGACACUCGGGUACCGGGAUCACGACAGCCACCAUUGCGCAGGAUCACGGUCGCACCAGGCGCCUCUCUAGCCCGGACGACCAAGACCCGAAGAACCUAUCCGGGACAACGAGCAAUCCGGGACGGCGGGUCAAGUUUUGGUGAAUAAUUUUUCUGAAUUCACGGAUUUCGUACGGGAUGGCGGAGAUAUACUUGUACGCAAAGUUUGACUGUACUCGAGCAACCAUGGUAAAGUUACUCAUGGACACUGGUACCCGUACCUGCGUGAUGCCAAACGGUAUGGUAGGAACUGUACGAGUAGUCCGGGUCACCGUUUCCCGCAAUAGAGGAGAGCUCGAGGAAGGUAACUGCCCUAAAGCGAUCGUAGGAUUGUUAGCAGGUCCAAUGACAUUUUUCGGGGGCGUAGAAGGAAAGAAAAAAAAAUGCACAUCAACCAUACUCACCGGUAGUGCAGAUACGAGCACAAUAGGGCAGCGUACUCGAGUAUAUCCCCCAUCGUGGUUUAUCCGCUCCUCUCCCCACCCGGCCCAGCCGCCCAAACCAGCUACUAUAUUCACGAUUCGCCACCGUGGAGGGCACGAUGGUACGGCAGCAAGCUCCACGGCACCAGUACUGAGAAUUAGUCAGCAGUGCCUACCGUGCCAUACCGCUUAGACUAGACCAUCUGUGUCAGACGGUGCAAUACUCGAGUCCUGGUGCCGGUAUCGUGCAGCGUUGGUUCAUUGCUGGCUAUCAUGCCUGGAUCUUGUCCUUCGCCCCUCUCCCACGCCUAGGUAGAUCUCAAGAGGUGUGAGUGGACAGAAUCUACUCGUGCUGAGUAAAUUAUCAUAACCCCCUUCCGCUCAUCUCCGAGUGAUCAGCUCUUCCAUUUGUUCGACUAUCAUACCGGCGAGUGGCCCACCUUCUGAUUCCCGCGAUUCACCCCCCGCUCAUCCCUUUCUUCUCAUUUCUGUACGAGCACACCCCGCACUGCAUACUGUAGUGCCUCUACCCUCACCUCGACCCUACCUGGCCUUAAGAGCACUCGGGAUACCGGUAUCCUUCCAACGAGUCUGGCUUUCAAAGGAAGCUACUCCAGAACGGCUUUGCAUGCGUCAGUCCUAAAACCUUACGCCCUUCCCACCAUAAUCCUCCGACAAUACUGGACUGUACCCCGAAGCUUCUCGCCCCUCAGCCUUAUUCCAUCGCCCAGGGCCACUCCCGGUGCCUUAUAUAGCUCCCGGUCAUCUCCACCAGGGUCCUCCAUUUCCGCAACAUCUUUCUCAAGAUCCUCCUCCUCUCUCGUCCCCCAUCUCUCCCAUCGAAACGUCGCCUUUAGAAUGCCUUCGGACAUGAAGGAAUUGCCCAUUCGUUACGCCGGCGCGACCCUUCUUGCUGACAAGCUUGAACAACCGGCCCUCGACAACCGAUCUUACAGAGUGAUUCGACUCUCGAACAAGCUUGAAGCUUUGAUCGUGCAUGAUCCGGACACGGAUAAGGCCAGUGCAGCUUUAGACGUGCACGUGGGGAAUUUCUCGGAUAAGGAUGACUUACCGGUAAGUCUACCCCCGUUACCGUUUUGGGCGCCCCCCGCCAUGCGGCUCUCUCCACCCAUCCGGUAGGCCUGGUGGGUGCCGGAAGGAGGUGGUGGGUGGGUGAGCAUGACGGAAGGCUGAAGCUGGACCCAAUAUUGGUUUCCCCUACCGGGAUUUAUGUAUGGAAGUGACCUUCUGAUGUUUGCGCCGAUCACAACAGGGCCAAGCGCAUGCUGUGGAGCACCUCUUGUUCAUGGGAACCGAGAAGGUAGAUAUUGAUCGGGAUUUCCUAAUACCCAGCCAGAUUUCCUUGAUCGGCUAACGAUUUGUGUCACUCGCUCCCGCCAGUACCCCAGAGAGAAUGAAUACUCACAGUACCUUUCCGAGAAUUCCGGUCAAUCCAAUGCAUACACGGCUGCAACCUCUACCAACUACUAUUUCGAAGUGGGCCACGAGGCAUUCUACGGUGCUCUGGAUCGCUUCGCUCAAUUCUUCAUCUCUCCCCUCUUCCUCGCCGGGACUUUGGAUCGCGAGCUCCGAGCUGUGGAUUCGGAGAACAAAAAGAAUCUUCAAAGUGAUACCUGGAGGAUUCACCAGCUUUCAAAGUCCUUGUCUAACCCUAACCAUCCUUACUGUCAUUUCUCCACCGGAAACUUGGAAACUUUGAAAGAAGAACCCGCCAAAAGGGGAGUAAUCGUCCGGGAUGAAUUUUUGAAAUUUCACGACAAGUAUUAUUCCGCCAACCUCAUGAAGCUUGUAGUCCUAGGACGCGAAGACCUGGACACCCUGGAGAAAUGGGUUGUCGAACUCUUUGACGGCGUCAAAAAUAAGGACCUACCAGACCCGAGAUUCGAAGGCCAGCCAUUCACCGAUAAGGAACUCCUGGUUUGUUCCCUUACGGUUGCUGCCUUGUACCAUGCUGACCUGUAGCAUAGACGCAAAUAUUUGCAAAGCCGGUCAUGGAUACUAGGUCAUUGGAUAUCACCUUCACGUACCCGGAUGAGGAAAACCUUUUUGAGUAUCAGCCUUCUCGCUAUUGCUCCCACCUUAUUGGGCAUGAAGGUCCUGGGUCUGUAUUAGCCCUUCUCAAAAAGAAAGGCUGGGCGGAUUCUCUUGCCGCUGGGCCGGAGCCCACUUGCAAUGAUGCUGCGUUUUUUAAGAUUUCUACAAAGCUGACGGAGGAUGGGCUCGGUAAGCGCUAACUUUACCCUUUAUUAUUAUUGAUAUUCCCGGCUAAUGCUUCACGAAGAAAACUAUGAGGAAGUAUUGAAGGUUAUCUUCGAAUAUAUCCAUCUCAUUCGUAGCACACCCCCGCAAGAAUGGAUUAUGAGGGAGAUACAAGCUAUUGCGGCUGUAAACUUCAAAUUUCGUCAGAAGAGCGUGGCAUCCAAAUUCACUUCCCGCCUAUCAUCCAUCAUGCAAAAGCCGCUUCCCCGAAAAUGGCUACUCUCCGGCACCGCUCUUAUCCGGGAAUUUGACGCUUCGCUCAUUUCAAAGUCCCUGGAGUACCUGAAUCCCAAUAACUUUAGGUACACAGUUAUUGCUAGAGAGUGCCCCAGGGGUGAUUGGGAAGCAAAGGAGCGAUGGUACGGAACAGAAUACCGCGUUGAAAAGAUCCCCCAGAAACUCCUCUUGGAAAUACGGAAAAUAUUUGAUAACUCCAGGGAACCAUCCAAGGAGCUUCAUCUUCCGCAAAAGAAUGAAUUUAUUCCCACCAAUUUUGAGGUGCUGCGCAAAGAGGUUCAGGAGCCGCAGAAGGCCCCCGCUUUGAUCAAGAGCACAGAAAUAUCUCGGAUAUGGUACAAGAAGGAUGACACCUUCUGGGUCCCGAAGGCAAACCUCAAUUGCACGCUUCGAAAGCUCGUAUCACUCUGCCCUCGCUGAAAAUGAAUGCUAACUAAAACACAGCCCUUUAGCAUAUUCCACUCCCGGAAAUACUGUGCGCGCGGUCCUUUAUUGUCGGCUUGUGAAGGACGCCUUUAACGAGUACGCCUAUGAUGCGGAAAUUGCUGGUUUAGAUUACAAUUUGUGGGGACAUUCUCUCGGCCUCGAUGUUGAGAUUUCCGGAUACAAUGACAAAAUGCCAGUCCUAUUGGAAAAGCUACUCUUGAAAAUGCGUGAUCUGGAGAUAACACCCGAUCGCUUCAAGGUGGUCAAGGAUAGGAUGGCGAGGGAGCUCCGCAAUUGGGACUUCACUCUGCCGUACAAUCAAGUGGGAGAAUUUGCAAGGUACUUGCUCUCUCCGCACAUGUGGCUGAACGACGAUAUCCGUGAUGAAUUGAGCAACACCACCUUGGAGGAUGUGAAAAACUUCUUCCCACAAAUAGUGCAGCAAUUUCACCUCGAGGCAUUGGCUCACGGAAACCUUUACAAAGAGGUUUGUGUCGUUCAUACCGAUGCCACAGAAAGUUUUCUAAUAUUAAGAUAGGAUGUCCUACGACUCACUUCUUUGGUUGAAACGAUCCUCAGGCCCCGUGUCCUACCCCCCAGCCAGUUCACUAUCAGGCGAUCCCUAAUAAUGCCCGCUGGUGGUAAAUUCAUUUAUCCCCGCCCACUUAGAGAUGAGAUGAAUGUCAAUCAUUGCAUCGAAUUCAGUUUAUAUAUCGGAGAACACACUGAUAGGGAACUAAGAGCAAAGAGCAUCUUGUUCUCUCAAUUGACUGAAGAGUAUGACCAUUAAUCCAGAAAAAAAAAAUUUAGAAUAUUACCAUGCUAACUCGUUUCCAGACCAGCCUUCAACCAACUAAGGACAAAGGAGCAAUUAGGAUACGUUGUGUUCUCUGGGGCUCGUAUGAAUUCUACCACCAUCGUCUACAGAUUCCUCAUUCAGUCCGAGCGCACUGGGCCAUAUCUCGAAUCUAGGAUCGAUAAAUUCCUUGUCGAUUACAAGAGCACUCUGCAGGCAAUGAGCGAAAAGGAAUUCAGAGGGCACAUUAAUAGUGUUAUUGUGAAGCGAACCGAGAAGCUGAAAAAUCUCAAUCAGGAGAGCAAGAGAUUGUGGGGGUAUAUCAGCAGUGAGCUGUACGAUUUCUCGCAGAGUUAGGAAUUCCACUCUUUAGCCAUCGUGCCUUACAAAUCGUUAACUGGUCACGUCCUACAGUUGAUAUUGAGGUGGACAUAAUCCGCAGCAUCACAAAACCCGAAAUGUUGGAUUUCUACAACAAGUUCAUCGACCCGGAGUCCCACACACGAAGCAAGGCAUCGGUCCAUAUGCAUGCGGCCGCAGUUGCAGAGGCCCCCAAACCUGCCGAUAAAGAGGCUAUCGUUGGGAAGAUAUGCGAGUAUAUCUCAACCCGUUCCGGCGUCGAGACGGAUCCAGCGGUAUUCUCGAAGGCCCUCUCGGCUGCCGACCUCACCAAACCCGAGUCCGCAAUGAACAGAUUUCUUGAAUGUCUCACUCAAGACCUCAAAAUACCCCCCGAGACAGCACAAUCCAUUGCCCAGGAGGGUGCCACAAUACUGGCCACCCUCCUACCUAGCCUCACGAAGGCUAACCCUCUGCCGCAGGAGGAGGGGGAAAUUGGAGACCAAGGCGAGGUCAUCGAAGACAUUUGCGCCUUCAAGGCUAGGCUACAAUUGACGAAGGGAGCUACGCCGGUUAAGCCGUUGGUAGAAUUUGAGGAGUCUUCUGUUAAACUAUAGACUGGGCAAGUUCUUUUUUUCACGCUUAGAAGGCUCGGGGGCAAGUAGGAUAGAGGAAAGGGGUGACAAAUUAGUUUAGUCUAGCUUUUCGAUUCCUGUUUUACUUUUUCCCUUGUUUUUUUAAUUGCGUUGAGUCGGGUACGGGACGGGAUAUGAUGAAAUUCGAAUGAUCUCAUGAACAUGCACACAUAUUUCCCACGAGUAAGCGACCCCGUCUGCACUGCAGUCACGAGGAGAAGGUCGAGUUAGUUUUGCGGACCGCGGUAUGUAUCUAUUGAACAGUAGAUGGCGUGACCAGCCCAGUUCUUAUUCGCGGUUGUUCGCCCCGGGACGGUGGGGGAGCCGCCGGGAUUUGUUAAUCCACAGUUCUUGUUUCCCAGUUGGGUGGCCAUCACAUGGAAUCACUC
Tuber aestivum (summer truffle) is the source of this 5840-nucleotide messenger RNA. Lineage: Eukaryota; Fungi; Ascomycota; Pezizomycetes; Pezizales; Tuberaceae. The record is from the annotation of a GenBank genome assembly.